This is a messenger RNA of Populus nigra (black poplar), 1361 nucleotides long. Its product is annotated as probable calcium-binding protein CML21. The transcript has 6 exons. Bases 384 to 1073 code for a protein of 229 amino acids. Gene Ontology annotation, molecular function: calcium ion binding. The record is from RefSeq and is a predicted model, not a curated record. Lineage: Eukaryota; Viridiplantae; Streptophyta; Magnoliopsida; Malpighiales; Salicaceae.
CAAUAUAGAGAGUACGUGUAGGGUGUACCACAAAACUUGGCGAUGAUACUUCCUCCAUCUCAAUUUGACAACGACAUUAUCUUUAUCAUUCACAUCUCCUCCUCAUCUUUCUCUGUUCGGUUUCUAAACAAAAACUGAAACCAGGGUUCUGUUUCUUUCAUCAUUCUCUUUCGUUUUUUUUCUUUUAAUUCGACGGGUGUGCUUUGCCAUCUUUUGAGGAGCUGAGGAAAUCAUCAAGAGAGAAGUGUUUCUUGAAGGGUUUGUCCUGGUUCUUGAUUUCUUGCUUUUAGCAAAGGAUCAUGUGAACUUGUUUUGCUCAAAGGAACAGUGGAGCCAGAAACGCACUGAAUUUCCUGCGUCCCGUUUCGCCUCGUUAAUUGAGAAUGGGAGGUGCAGUGGGAAAGGCUGGUUCACCUCAAAAGGCAUGGAUACCGGAAACACAAAUCGAAACAAAAGUGGUCGAAGCUAUGCGGCGGAGGGAAACUCAUGGAAGUUCAAUAAAAUCAUUCAACAGCAUAAUCUUAAAAUUCCCAAAAAUAGAUGAAAGCUUCAGAAAAUGUAAAGCUACUUUUGAGCAAUUUGAUGAAGAUUCCAAUGGGUCCAUUGAUAAGGAAGAGCUCCGGAAAUGUUUCCAUAAGCUGGAGACUGCGUUUACAGACGAAGAAAUUAACGAUCUCUUUGAGACAUGUGAUGUUAAUGAGGACAUGGGCAUGAAGUUCAAUGAGUUCAUUGUACUUCUCUGUCUUGUCUAUCUUCUCAAGGAUGAUCCUGCUAUCCCUCAAGCUAAAUCACGAAUAGGCAUGCCGGAUUUGGAGGCCACAUUUGAAACACUGGUUGGGGCCUUUGUGUUCUUAGACAAGAACAAGGACGGUUACGUCAGCAAGAGUGAGAUGGUACAAGCCAUAAAUGAAUCUGGGGAGCGUUCGUCUGGACGAAUAGCCAUGAAAAGAUUUGAAGAGAUGGACUGGGAUAAAAAUGGAAUGGUGAAUUUCAAGGAGUUUCUGUUUGCUUUCACUAACUGGGUUGGGAUCGAUGAUAACGAAGAUGAGGAGGGAGGAGGAGAAGAGGACUGAUGAAUCUAUGCAAAUUCUCCCGUCGCCAGCUCUCUACUUGACGAAUCAUGACGACCUGGAGCUGACAUUCACAGACGUGAGAGUUUCUAUAUAUAUAAGCUCCUGUUUGUCUCUUCAAUAAAUGAUCAAAACACGUACAUUCUAUGUUUUGCUGGCUCGGAAGAAAUCUUUUUCCUUCUAUGCUUUGUAUUGUAAAUUGGGUUUUCAAGUACACAACCUACAUGCUUGUUGGAUGCAUUUCGCUAUGAACUAUUUAAUGCAGUAUACGAAGAUGAUUUUUAGAUGAAA